Molecule: messenger RNA, 1881 nt
Organism: Lactuca sativa (garden lettuce)
Lineage: Eukaryota; Viridiplantae; Streptophyta; Magnoliopsida; Asterales; Asteraceae
Product: ent-kaurenoic acid oxidase 1
Biological process (GO): brassinosteroid homeostasis; multicellular organism development; brassinosteroid biosynthetic process
Molecular function (GO): oxidoreductase activity, acting on paired donors, with incorporation or reduction of molecular oxygen; monooxygenase activity; iron ion binding
Source: RefSeq, a predicted model, not a curated record
AAACACAUGCAGUCACAUGUAACUUCAUUAAGAACGUCAAAGAACAUAACCUAGAGAGAAACACGAUGGCGGUGGGACUAUGGUCGACUGUGGUGAUAGGACUGUUGCCACUGGUAGGGUGGUUAUUCUGGUGGUGGAACGAUGUAUGGUACGGAUUAGUUAUGGCAACUCUCCGGUCAUCCAAAGGCGACACCAAGCUGCCUCCGGGCAACAUGGGACUUCCGAUCUUGGGUGAUACGAUCAGUUUCUUAUGGUACUUCAAAUUCCUUCGUCGCCCCGAUGACUACAUCAAUUCAAAGCGUCACAAGUAUGGCGAUGGGAUAGGAAUGUAUAAGACACACCUAUUCGGUAAACCUUCAGUGAUUACAUUUUUACCUGUGACAAACAAACUUGUACUUCGAGAUACUGAAAGUUUCAAGUAUGGAUGGGCAAUGAUCGAGCUUUCAGGCAAGACAUCACUAGCUGGAGUUCAUGGAAAAGCACAUCUUAGGCUUCGAAGUUUUGUAUCUCGAAGCAUUAAUCAGCCAGAUGCUCUUCGUCAAAUCGCUCUUGCCAUGCAACCACGCAUGAUAUCCGCUCUCCAAUCAUGGACCAAAUGCCGCAAAAUUACUUUCUAUGAUGAAAUGAAGAAGGUUUCAUUUGAGAACAUUGGCAUGUAUUUUGCUAGUAUUAAGCCUGGCGCUACCCUCGACAGACUUAAAAAAUACUUAGCCGGAGUGGUUAGUGGAUUCAGAGCCUACCCAUUGAAUAUUCCAGGAUUUACAUUUUACCAUGCACUUCAGUGUCGUAGAAAAACCCAAGAGUUUUUCAGGGAAGAGUUGGAUAAAAGGAGAAAAAACAACGGUGAAAAUGAUCAACCUAUUCAAGAUCUAAUGGAUGGUUUGAUGAAUAUCAAGGAUGAGGAUGGGAACCAUUUGAGUGACACUGAGGUUCUUGAUAACAUUACUGGCAUUCUUCUUGCUGGCUUUGAAUCAACUGUCGUCGUCACGACGUGGGCUCUUUAUUAUCUUGCGAAAUACCCAAACGUUUUACAAAAGCUACGGGAGGAGAACUUGUCUCUCAAAAGCAAUAAGAGCGAACUCCUUGUAACAAGCGAUGAGAUUUUAAAGUUGGAAUACACCAUGAAGGUUGUGGAUGAAACAAUUCGAUUGGCGAAUAUCGCUGGUUUUGUAGUGCGUGUAGCAACAAAAGAUUUUGAGUAUCAAGGGUAUACUAUACCAAAAGGAUGGAAUGUGAUUGUAUGGCUUAGGAAUGUCCACACAGAUCCUAAAAACUUCGAUCAUCCAUUGUGUUUUGACCCUGAUAGAUGGAAUGGAUCAAUGCUACCAGAAAACUUUCAAGCAUUUGGUGCGGGUCCGAGAAUCUGUGUCGGAAAUAUGCUUGCUCGUUUACAAAUCGCAAUGUUUCUCCAUCAUUUAUCCACGGGAUACAAAUGGCAAUUGGUGAAUCCAGAUGCGAAAGUGAAAUAUCUUCCACACUCUAAACUAGAAGAUGGUCUUGAAAUUACCAUUGAAAAACUAUGAAUCCUAUUGAAGAGUGCUUCUUAUAUAUUUUCUAUCGUCAAGCAAGUUAAUAGUGUAUGUUGGUUGUUAACUCCUUGGUUUGAGUAAUUUGGUCACUAAAAAUGAAAUCUAGCAGUAUAUUUGGCCUUAAAUGUUAAAGGAAAUAUAAAAGUACUUUUGAAUGUUAAAGGAAAUAAUAUUUUAGAUGUUUCUAUCGUCAAGAAAACUUCGCCUCUCAUACCAAAUAGUUAGUCGAACAAACCCCUAGCAUAACUUUUUGUAGUCUUUAUGAUUAGAUAAUUACCUUCCUAUUUCUGCUUUCUUGUAUAGGUUAUCAGUGUAGCCCAACAAUGUUUUGUAUAUUGAUUUAAAUGAAUAA